CCUCUUCUGAACUCUGCUGGGCAUCAUUGCGCGUCAAAACAUUGCGUCUCUGCAGGACUUGCCAGGGCCGGAGAGAAGAGGAAAUUUGCCUUGGAAGGAAUGCGAAAGGGGUUUUAGGAUUGGCACUGCCACGAGGAAAACGAGGAGGUGCGACAUUUUCUGAGCUACGUGGAGAUCAGUUUUUUCUUCCCCUCAAAGGUGUUCGCCUCCCAACCCACCGCCCACCACGGCCCUCACCUGUGUGUUGCGGUGCUUCCCUUGUGAGCCGACCUGGGCUGGCAGUCCCUUCUUGCACCGCCCGCCAACUCCGCCCAUGGUCAGAAUGACGCGCUCCAAGACCUUCCAGGCGUACCUGCCGAGCUGUCACCGAACCUACAGCUGCAUCCACUGCCGAGCUCACCUGGCCAACCACGACGAGCUCAUCUCCAAGUCGUUCCAGGGCAGCCAAGGCAGAGCUUACCUGUUCAACUCAGUGGUGAACGUCGGGUGUGGCCCUGCAGAGGAGAGAGUUCUGCUCACAGGCCUGCAUGCUGUAGCAGAUAUCUACUGUGAGAACUGUAAGACCACCCUGGGCUGGAAAUACGAACAUGCCUUUGAGAGCAGUCAGAAGUAUAAAGAGGGCAAGUUCAUCAUCGAGCUGGCCCACAUGAUCAAGGACAACGGCUGGGACUGACGGACGAGCAGCCGGGACACGACCGCAGCAGAGGAGAGGGGGGGGCGGG
Centropristis striata (black sea bass) is the source of this 722-nucleotide messenger RNA. It is a transcript of the gene ypel2b, whose product is annotated as yippee-like 2b. The coding region runs from base 314 to 673 and encodes 119 amino acids. The record is from RefSeq and is a predicted model, not a curated record. Lineage: Eukaryota; Metazoa; Chordata; Actinopteri; Perciformes; Serranidae. The transcript has 5 exons.